GGAGUCGGAACCCGAGCGGAAGCGGGCUCGCACCGAUGAGGCGACCGCGGAGGAGGAGCAGCAGGACAGCGGCAGCGAACCCCGGGGCGAUGAGGACGACAUCCCGCUGGGCCCCCAGUCCAACGUCAGCCUCCUGGAUCAGCACCAGCACCUCAAAGAGAAAGCCGAAGCCCGCAAGGAGUCGGCCAAGGAGAAGCAGCUCAAGGAAGAAGAGAAGAUCCUGGAGAGUGUGGCUGAGGGCCGAGCCCUGAUGUCCGUGAAGGAGAUGGCCAAAGGCAUCACGUAUGACGACCCCAUUAAGACCAGCUGGACACCGCCCCGCUACGUCCUGAGCAUGUCUGAAGAGCGGCAUGAGCGCGUGCGGAGGAAGCACCGCAUCCUGGUGGAGGGAGAUGCCAUCCCGCCGCCCAUCAAGAGCUUCAAGGAGAUGAAGUUUCCGGCAGCCAUCCUAAGAGGUCUGAAGAAGAAAGGCAUCCACCAGCCGACGCCCAUUCAGAUCCAGGGCAUCCCUACCAUCCUGUCCGGCCGUGACAUGAUAGGCAUUGCCUUCACGGGUUCAGGCAAGACGCUGGUCUUCACGUUGCCUGUCAUCAUGUUCUGCCUGGAGCAGGAGAAGAGGUUGCCUUUCUCCAAGCGUGAGGGCCCCUAUGGGCUUAUCAUCUGCCCCUCGCGGGAGCUGGCCCGGCAGACCCACGGCAUCCUGGAGUAUUACUGCCGCCUGCUGCAGGAGGACAGCUCUCCACUCCUGCGCUGUGCUCUCUGCAUCGGGGGCAUGUCCGUCAAAGAGCAGAUGGAAACCAUCCGACACGGCGUGCACAUGAUGGUGGCCACCCCUGGGCGCCUCAUGGACCUGCUGCAGAAGAAGAUGGUCAGCCUGGACAUCUGCCGGUACCUGGCCCUGGACGAGGCCGACCGCAUGAUCGACAUGGGCUUUGAGGGUGACAUCCGCACCAUCUUCUCCUACUUCAAGGGCCAGCGGCAGACUCUGCUCUUCAGUGCCACCAUGCCGAAGAAGAUUCAGAACUUUGCCAAGAGCGCCCUGGUAAAGCCGGUCACCAUCAACGUGGGGCGUGCCGGGGCUGCCAGCCUUGACGUCAUCCAGGAGGUGGAAUACGUGAAGGAGGAGGCCAAGAUGGUGUACCUGCUCGAGUGCCUGCAGAAGACACCCCCGCCUGUGCUCAUCUUCGCCGAGAAGAAGGCGGAUGUGGACGCCAUCCAUGAGUACCUGCUUCUCAAGGGGGUGGAGGCCGUGGCCAUCCAUGGGGGCAAAGACCAGGAAGAACGGACCAAGGCCAUUGAGGCCUUCCGGGAGGGCAAGAAGGACGUCCUGGUGGCCACAGACGUAGCCUCCAAGGGCCUGGACUUCCCCGCCAUCCAGCACGUCAUCAACUACGACAUGCCAGAGGAGAUCGAGAACUAUGUGCACCGGAUCGGCCGCACCGGGCGCUCAGGAAACACGGGCAUUGCCACCACCUUCAUCAACAAGGCCUGUGACGAGUCCGUGCUGAUGGACCUCAAAGCCCUGCUCCUGGAAGCCAAGCAGAAGGUGCCUCCCGUGCUACAGGUGCUGCACUGCGGGGACGAGUCCAUGCUGGACAUCGGAGGAGAGCGUGGCUGUGCCUUCUGCGGGGGCCUGGGCCAUCGGAUCACCGACUGUCCCAAGCUCGAGGCCAUGCAGACCAAGCAGGUCAGCAACAUCGGCCGCAAGGACUACCUGGCCCACAGCUCCAUGGACUUCUGAGCCGGCGCCCUGUCCCAUGGGGCUGCAGUCGUGGGCUGAGCUCCAGUCACACACACUCACACACACACACACACGUACACGUGCACACACACACACAGACACACAUACACACUGGUACACGUGCGCACACACACAGACACACGUACACAUGCACACAGUCACACACACACACACAUGCACACACCAACUCACCCCACCCCUCCCCACUGCACCCUGGACAAGAAACCAGUACCUGGUCAGGGCCAGGCCGGGCCUGGCUGCCUGCUCCCUCUGCCCCGGAAUUACUUUUUUGCUCCCGUCUACCCCAGCAACCAUUAAAGCACAAGCCGCCUUACCGGA
Molecule: messenger RNA, 2080 nt
Organism: Tupaia belangeri chinensis (Chinese tree shrew)
Lineage: Eukaryota; Metazoa; Chordata; Mammalia; Scandentia; Tupaiidae
Gene: DDX41
Product: DEAD-box helicase 41
Biological process (GO): mRNA splicing, via spliceosome
Molecular function (GO): ATP binding; RNA helicase activity; nucleic acid binding
Source: RefSeq, a predicted model, not a curated record